Choloepus didactylus (southern two-toed sloth) is the source of this 4991-nucleotide messenger RNA. It is a transcript of the gene CLEC5A, whose product is annotated as C-type lectin domain containing 5A. Gene Ontology annotation, molecular function: virus receptor activity. Gene Ontology annotation, biological process: innate immune response. The record is from RefSeq and is a predicted model, not a curated record. Lineage: Eukaryota; Metazoa; Chordata; Mammalia; Pilosa; Megalonychidae. The transcript has 7 exons. Bases 156 to 710 code for a protein of 184 amino acids.
GACUGUUAAGAAGGAAGAACAUUGCCUGAGCAGGAGUAUUUCUUGGGAGAAGAGAUUCUCCCCACCACACCAGGCACAAGGCCACCAGGAGACCUCCAUCAGCAAGCCUGCCCCAGCAUUUGAGGGAGAGAGCAGGUUCCUUCACCUACAUCAACAUGAACUGGCACAUGAUAAUCUCUGGGCUCAUUGUUGUGGUGCUUAAAAUUGUUGGAAUGACCUUAUUUCUACUAUAUUUCCCUCAGAUUUUUGGCAAAAGUAGCAGCUUCAUUCCCACGAGGAGCUACGGAACAGUCCCAACAAUUUUCAGGAGCACUACUGGCAGCUUCAGUCCUACAAGGAGCUAUGGUACAGUCUGCCCCAGAGGUUGGGAUUUUCAUCAAGGGAGAUGUUUCUUCUUGUCCACUGCUGAAUUGCCUUUGAAUCAAAGCAGGGACUUUUGUAUAGCAGAAGGAUCAAAUUUGGCCAUUGUCAACACUCCAGAGAAAUUGAAUUUUCUCCACGACAUAAUUGGUGCUGAGAAGUACUUUAUUGGCUUAACAUAUCAUCCUUCAGAGAAAAAGUGGCGAUGGAUCAACAACUCUGUGUUCAAUGGCAACAUUACCAAUCAGGAUAAGCCUUUCAACUGUGUGACUAUAGGCCUAACAAAGACAUUUGAUGCUGCAUUGUGUGACGUCAGCUAUCACUGGAUCUGCGAGAAGAAUGCCAAAUGAUCACAGCUCUCUGUGAUCUCUGACAAGAACAAUAAAUACAGCGAUAGCAAAAGAGAAUAUUUGCAAUUGGGACCAGUCCAGGAAAUAAGAAUAUCAAGUCACUGUAUCAGUUAUCCACAGAUUACUGGCAGAAUUCCCUGAUUAUCCUCAGGACUAAUACACCACCCCCUCCACAAAUACACUUACAUAUACACAACUGAGACAAACUCACUUUUCUGAGCCAUCGAUUCCAAAAGACCCAUUUCCUGUGAUAGUUCCUUUUUUGGAUGGAUACAGAUCAUCAAUCAAUAAUUUCUUCAUUCAUCUGUCCACUAGUAGAGGUCCCUGCCUGUUUGGGGAGAUGAGUUUCUGGAUUCUGCUCUGAGAGAAAGGAAGCUAGCUAUCUCUCAGGAUACAGGGUCAGUUUUAUGGAGACAAAUCGCCUGGUAUAGAGAUGAGGUCUGUUUCUAUAGAAUUUAGCCCUUCUGCCUGAUGAACACAGUUUAGCCUGUUAUCAGGGUUUAUUUUGUUCUCAAAGCCCAUAACCAUACUUCCAGGGAGAAACUGCAGGCUGAGAAGGUGUGAACAUUAUUUAGAGAGUCGCAUCUGUGAUGCUACCUCUGUUCCCAAGAUACCCCCAUUCACAUAGGCUUACUGGGUAAGACUGCAGAGGCCCUUCUCAGUCUGAAUUAAGAAUAGGCCUGGGGAAGGGUUCCUGGAGCUAAGCUGUGGGCAAAAAAAGCAUUGCUUAUGGUGAUGGAGAGAGGUCUGGGCAGGGCAGGAAUCUGUUUGGAGGAUCCUUUCAAGAUGACCAAGUUGACUAAGCAAAAUGGAUCUCUGUUGUUCAGCAAAGCUCUGAAGAAACACUCCAAAUUAAAAAUUUUCUUGGUCCUGGCCUGAAUCUCCCUUAGAGCAUAUAUAACUGCUUUGCAACCAGAAUUUGAAUAAGCAGAUUCCACUUAUCUGCAUGUUUUGGUUGCUUGACUUUAUUUGUUGGGCAUAUUUUAAGAAUUUGGGAAAGAGUCCUGGGCCCCAGAUAUCACAACAUAAUCCUCUUCAGUUCUUGCUACUAGGUACAUCCUACUGAUGACCCAUUGGUCCCACAGCCUUUUGCUGCUUGGCAUGACACUAGCCUGGGACUGGUCCAGCUGACCAAGGAGUAGAAAAAGAAGAGGAUGGCUCAAGAAACACUGGGUGGGGCACGGAGUGGGAAUAUAAUGAAAGGGGAACACUGGGAUCAAAUGGAAGUCUUGUGAGGGAGGAAACAAGGAGUUCGUUUGACCCUACUGGAAGAAAGGCAGGAAAGAGAAAGAAAGUCUUGAGGUACCCUGGCAGUUCUCUGUACUCACAACCCAGCAUCAGCUGCAUACCCUCCUCGUAUAUAUAAAGAGAAAUGAGAUGUCUAGUGCAUUUUGAAUAAAGAGAAUUACCAUCAGGAAAGACUGUAUAAACUAAUGAGAGUUAUAGUCAUCUAAGUAAACUGUUUACCUUUUAUGUCAACAACAUAUUACAAUAAUGCUAUGGAUAUAAUUACAUGUAUGUCAGACCAAAUUGUAAGUUAUAUUUUUUAAUUACAAUAUUAACCUGUUCUCCCGUAUUCUUAGGUUUCAUGGAUUUUAGUUCAUUAACAUGACCACUUACAAUUUUUAAAAAUUACAUUAAAUAUUAAAUGCAUUAGAUAUUAGAACUUGCAUGAAGGAAAUUACCAGAAAUAAUUAAGUGUUUUGGGGUGGAGUGGGGUGGAUAUUGGAACUAUAUUAGUAUCCUGUGGAAAUAUAAGUUUUCUGAUGGGGUUAGCAAAGAGCAAGUGCUACAUAUGAGGAGGAAGGAAAGGAAGAGUCUGUGAUAGAGAGAAGAAGAAUUCUAACCAAUUGGAAGCCCCAGAAUUCAAACAACAGAAGGAAACUGCAAAACUCCUGUUUCGCAAAGGUAGAACUCUAGUUUCCACACUUCCUAAUUUAUGACAGAAUAAUUGUAAACUUUUACAGUAAAGAAAUGCAAAUGUUUUAGACACUACUGAUUUCCCUAACAGACAGUCCAAAAUUCCUCCAGGAUGAGGGAGAACUUCUGCUCAACUUCUAAAAGAAGCCCAGUGGGCUGAGAUGGGGAUGGUAGAAUGCAGGGAAUAUGUUGCCUUCGGUUUAAGUUCAUUGCUAAGGGGUUGCUGGAUCCUUGGAAGGGUAGAUAAAUGUGGCCUUUGCUAGGCAGUAGCAAUAUAUUGUUUGUUUUUAUUUUUCAAAAAGCAGUGGGAUUUUAGUAAACCACUGGGUUUGAAUUCUGACUUUGUACAGAUUUCUUAUCCUUUCCAUGUCUUAGAUUUUUUUUAACAUAUAAAAUGGAAUGGUAAUACCGGCUUCACAAAAUUAGUGAAAUAAGAUCAUUUUUAUAUACUUUAAUGGCAAUAAAUGAUAGGGGGAGCAUUUUGCGGAAGAUUUGAAGUUCAGAUCUUCAUCCAAGAUGUGGCUCUGCAACUUGUUGGAAGUUGAACUUAAGCAAGCUACUCGAUUUCUCAGAACCUAUUUACUUAUAUCCAACGUGAGGAUAAAAAUCUGACCAAGUCAGAGAAAGGCACCUCAAAAAUUCACAUGGAUAGCAAAGCUCUACUUUCCACUGCUCUCAGUUGCAUACAAAUUACCUUUAUACUCUAUGUGAGCAACUGGUCCCAUGAUCAGUCAUUGACCUCUGUCCUCAGAUUUUGACAAAUCAGCACAGGAUUCAUGACUGAAAACAUCAAGUAUAGGUAGUCUUUGCCCAUUUUCCCUGCUGUUGCCAAAGUGCUCCCAAGAAGUCAUAUCCUCUAGUGACCUUUGUCUUCCCAGGUUAGCCCUGCUUCACCUCUGGAUUCUCUCAGGAAGGUUAAGUAAUAGUGUGAUAAUAGCUUUAGUUUCCCUCCACUUUCACCCUUACCCUUGAUAGAGACGGGAAUUUAGGAUUCAGUAGCCAAAGUCCCUGAUAUGAAGCCUCGUGUUUCCCUCUGUCCAUUUUCACUGCAAGGUAGCAGAGUUAUCUGUUCUCUGAAGCUACAGUCCAUGGCUUCUCUCUCAACAUUCUCAGUUGAAUUAAUCAUACCCCUUCAUUCAUGAGACACUCCCAAUAAUUGGUACAUGCAUUGUCCUCUUUUAUUUGUUUUGUUAUUUAUUUAAAUAUGAAGAUGUAGUAAGCACCAAUGAAUUACUCCAGUGUGAAAACUAGAACCUUUAUAAUAACAUAUUUACCUAUGUGGUCUUCUCCUAUUCCACCCUCUGUCUACUCCUGUGCUCAUCACUCACUUGAUUUUCUUUUUAUCCAAUUUCAUCUUAUUUUAUGCAUAUAUUAUUUUUAGCUUUAAAGAAAGGCAUUAUGUUUUACUCCCAUACUUUAGAACCUACUUUUUAUCACUUCAUAUUGUAAGAUUCAUCUGUAUUGUCAAUGGCUAUUAAUUUUGAAUAUCGCAUAAUAUUCCAUUAUGUGACUAUACCAUGACUGCUCUUUUUGAUGUGUAUUUGGAUUGUUGAUAGAUUUUGCUAUUGUGAACACUGUUGUAAUGAACAAUCUUCCGGUGUUCAUAUGCAGGAAUUUCUCUUGAAUAUAUAUUGAAGAGAGAAGUUGUUGGGUAAUAUGAUAUGUAAAUUUUCAUCUUUACAAGAUAAUUUAGAAUAAUUUUCUGAAGAGAUUAUACCAUCAGAAAUAUCUAAUCAAAAUAUGUGAGAUAAUGUUGGUCUACAUGUGGUCUUAAUCUGCUUUUCCCUAACUACUAACAUAUUAUUUACAGUAGUGUUAGUUGCUAUAACAAGCUCCAAAUUUUCAAUAGCUUAGCCCAAUAAAAGUUUAUAUCUCGUUAAUGUACAUUCAUGCAUUGUGCCUAUUAGUGGAAUGGGCUCUGCUAUAUAGGGUCAUAUAGGUACACAGGCUGAUGGAACCUUCUCUAUCUUCAACAUAUGGCUUCAAAUGCAAAUGUAAAAGAGAAAGAGGAUUAUACAUGAUGGUUAGUUUGGGACCAGGCUUGGAAGUUGUGUCCAUUACUUCUACUCACAUUCCUUUGGUAAGAACUCAGUCAAAUGGCCACUCCUAAUUUCAGGGGAAGGUAGAAAUUUUACUUUAGCUUUGUGUACAAAAAGAAUUGGAGAUGGGCUUCAUGGUCACCUAGCAGUCUCUGCCCCAAUCAAUGUGGUUGAGCAUUUCUUUAUAAGUUUUUGACCGUAUAUAUUUCUUCUUCUACAAAAUGUCCAUUUGUGAUAUUUUCUCACUUUUCUACUGGGUUGUCUGUAAUUUUCUUAAUGAUUUAUAUAAUCUUUUGUUAAUUAAAAGUAUCUUCUCCCAGUU